AUGAUUGAGUGUAGUCUGGCUCAGGAGUGUGAAGUGUUCCGUCGUCCGGUGUUCCGUCGUCCGGUGUUCCUUCGUCCGGUGUUCCUUCGUCCGGUGUUCCGUCGUCCAGUGUUCCGUCGUCCGGUGUUCCGUCGUCCGGUGUUCCGUCGUCCAGUGUUCCGUCGUCCAGUGUUCCUUCGUCCGUCCAGUGUUCAUCUUCCAGUGUUCUUCGUCCCAGUGUUCCGUUCCUGCUCAGUGUUCCGCUGCUCAGUGUUCCGUUCAGUGUUCCGUCGUCCAGUGUUCCAUCUUCCAGUGUUCCUUCGUCCGGUGUUCCGUCGUCCGGUGUUCCGUCGUUCAGUGUUCCGUCGUUCAGUGUUCCGUCGUCCAGUGUUCCGCCGCGUUCAGUGUCCGCCGGCCGUCCGGUGUUCCGCCAGUGUUCCGUCGUUCAGUGUUCCGUCGUUCGGUGUUCCGUCGUCCGGUGUUCCGUCCUUCGGUGUUCCGUCGUCCAGUGUUCCGUCGUCCAGUGUUCCGUCGUUCAGUGUUCCGGUGUUCCGUCGUUCAGUGUUCCGUCGUCCAGUGUUCCGUCGUUCAGUGUUCCGUCGUCCAGUGUUCCGUCGUUCAGUGUUCCGUCGUUCAGUGUUCCGUCGUCCAGUGUUCCGUCGUCCAGUGUUCCGUCGUCCAGUGUUCCUGUUCCGUCGUCCAGUGUUCCUGUUCCGUCGUCCAUACCAUGUCAACCCUUCUCCUUCACCUCCACACAUGACAUUGGACUUCAGGAAAAAGCAGAGGGAGCACGUCCCUAUCCACAUCGACGAGACCGCAGUGGAGAAGGUGGAAAGCUUCAAGUUCCUCGGCGUAUACAUCACUGACGAUCUGAAAUUGUCCUCCCACACAGUGUGGUGA
Messenger RNA from Oncorhynchus nerka (sockeye salmon), 879 nucleotides. RefSeq lists its product as uncharacterized. Bases 1 to 879 code for a protein of 292 amino acids. The transcript has 3 exons. The record is from RefSeq and is a predicted model, not a curated record. NCBI's taxonomy places the organism in Eukaryota, Metazoa, Chordata, Actinopteri, Salmoniformes, Salmonidae.